AUGGCCUCUGCCUCUGCCUUUGCCGUCGGUCUGCUGGUGCUGCAAUGCGCGCUGGGAACACGUUUCUUCGUCGUCGGCCAGAACAUCGCGGCAUUGAGCACCUCCCAGCGGGGCGUUGAAAACUUAUACCAGAAAGUACUGGAUUUGGCCCAGACCUGGUUUGCCGAGUCCGUCCACACAUCUGUGGACUUCGUCAACACUUUCUAUCAGGGAUGCUGCCACACCGGCACGUACGGCCACUUCGCGCAGGCGGUCUGGUCCAUCACCCGCUACAUCGGCUGUGGCGUAGUCACCCACCAGGGCGGCCUGGGCACGAAGGUGCUGCUGUACUGCAAUUACGGGCCUGGUGGUAAUGUCGUCAGCAAGCCAACGUACCGGAUGGGACGGAAGUGCUCUGCGUGCCCGCAGGGCACCAAGUGCAACUCGCGGUACGACGGUCUCUGCAACAUGUACGUGUGCGCCACGUGCGGCUCGCUGAUGUCGCCCAUCACCGAGCUGACGCAGCGGGCCGCGGCGGGCCCGCCGGCGGGCUGUCUCGCUCUUCGGCGUAGCAGCCCCGCCCGCGGCCUCGGCUGA
Messenger RNA from Pollicipes pollicipes, 576 nucleotides. Its product is annotated as CRISP/Allergen/PR-1-like. The record is from RefSeq and is a predicted model, not a curated record. NCBI's taxonomy places the organism in Eukaryota, Metazoa, Arthropoda, Thecostraca, Pollicipedomorpha, Pollicipedidae. Gene Ontology annotation, cellular component: extracellular region. The coding region runs from base 1 to 576 and encodes 191 amino acids. The transcript has 5 exons.